Molecule: messenger RNA, 3224 nt
Organism: Elephantulus edwardii (Cape elephant shrew)
Lineage: Eukaryota; Metazoa; Chordata; Mammalia; Macroscelidea; Macroscelididae
Gene: HDAC4
Product: histone deacetylase 4
Exons: 25
Coding region: 57-3224 (1055 amino acids)
Biological process (GO): negative regulation of transcription by RNA polymerase II; chromatin organization
Cellular component (GO): histone deacetylase complex
Molecular function (GO): histone deacetylase activity
Source: RefSeq, a predicted model, not a curated record
GACUGUCUGGCCGGGACCAGCCAGUGGAGCUGCUCAGCCCUGCCCGCGUGAACCACAUGCCCAGCACAGUGGACGUGGCGGCCCCGCUGCCCCUGCAGGUGGCCCCCGCGGCCGUGCCCAUGGACCUGCGCCUGGACCCGCAGUUCCCGCUGGCCGUGGGGGAGCCGGCCCUGCGGGAGCAGCAGCUGCAGCAGGAGCUCCUGGCGCUGAAGCAGAAGCAGCAGAUCCAGCGGCAGAUCCUCAUCGCCGAGUUCCAGCGGCAGCACGAGCAGCUGUCCCGGCAGCACGAGGCGCAGCUGCACGAGCACAUCAAGCAGCAGCAGGAGAUGCUGGCCCUGAAGCACCAACAGGAGCUGCUGGAGCAUCAGCGCAAGCUGGAGAGACACCGCCAGGAGCAGGAGCUGGAGAAGCAGCACCGUGAGCAGAAGCUGCAGCAGCUGAAGAACAAGGAGAAGGGCAAGGAGAGUGCAGUGGCCAGUACGGAGGUAAAGAUGAAGCUGCAGGAGUUCGUCCUCAACAAGAAGAAGGCGCUGGCCCACCGCAGCCUCAACCACUGCAUCUCCAGUGACCCGCGCUACUGGUACGGGAAGACACAGCACAGCUCCCUGGAUCAGAGCUCCCCACCGCAGAGCGGGGUGUCAGCCUCCUACAACCACCCGGUUCUAGGCAUGUACGACGCCAAAGAUGACUUCCCCCUGAGGAAGACGGCGUCUGAGCCCAACCUGAAGUUACGGUCGCGGCUGAAGCAGAAGGUGGCCGAGCGGAGGAGCAGCCCCCUUCUGCGCAGGAAGGAUGGGCCUGUGAUCACUGCCCUCAAGAAGCGUCCGCUGGACGUCACGGACUCUGCGUGCAGCAGCGCCCCCGGCUCCGGGCCCAGUUCACCCAACAACAGCUCCAGCAACGUGAGCUCAGAGAACGGCAUCGCUCCCGCGGUCCCCAGCGUCCCGGCGGAGACCACCCUGGCACACAGGCUUGUGACCCGUGAGGGGUCAGUGACGCACCUCCCCCUGUACACAUCGCCCUCCCUACCCAACAUCACACUGGGUCUCCCUGCCACUGGCCCGUCUGCUGGGGCAGCCAGCCAGCAGGAUGCGGAGCGCCUGGCUCUCCCAGCCCUCCAGCAGCGUAUCCCCCUUUUCCCCGGCACCCACCUUGGUCCCUAUCUGAGCGCCGCACCCCUGGAGCGGGACAGCGGGGCAGCCCACAACCCCCUCCUGCAGCACCUGGUCCUCCUGGAGCAGACACCGGCACAGACGCCCCUGGUCACAGGCCUGAGUGCUCUGCCCCUCCACGCCCAGCCCCUGGUGGCCGACCGCGUGUCCCCAUCGGUUCACAAGCUGCGACAGCACCGCCCACUGGGCCGCACGCAGUCGGCGCCGCUGCCCCAGAAUGCACAGGCCCUGCAGCACCUGGUCAUCCAGCAGCAGCACCAGCAGUUCCUGGAGAAGCACAAACAGCAGUUCCAGCAGCAGUUGCACGUGGGCAAGAUCAUCUCCAAGUCAAGCGAGCCAGCCCGGCAGCCUGAGAGCCACCCCGAGGAGACCGAGGAGGAGCUGCGGGAGCACCAGGCACUGCUAGAAGAGCCCUUCCUGGACCGGCUGCCCGGCCACCAGGGGACACAUACACUGGCCAGCGUGCAGGUGAAGCAGGAACCUGCCGAGAGUGACGGGGAGGACGCAGAACCCCCGCGGGAGGCAGAAGUGGGCCAGCGCCAGGCCUCGGAUCAGGAGCUGCUCUUCAGACAGCAAGCCCUCCUCCUAGAGCAGCAGCGGAUCCACCAGCUGAGGAACUACCAGGCGUCCAUGGAGGCAGCUGGCAUCCCCGUGUCCUUCGGCAGCCACCGGCCCCUGUCGCGGGCACAGUCCUCCCCAGCCUCUGCCACCUUCCCCAUGUCUGUGCAGGAGCCCCCCACCAAGCCACGCUUCACCACAGGCCUCGUGUAUGACACGCUGAUGCUGAAGCACCAGUGCACCUGCGGGAACACCAACAGCCACCCUGAGCACGCCGGCCGCAUCCAGAGCAUCUGGUCCCGCCUGCAGGAGACGGGCCUCCGGGGCAAGUGUGAGUGCAUUCGCGGACGCAAGGCCACACUGGAGGAGCUGCAGACAGUCCACUCGGAGGCCCACGCGUUGCUCUACGGCACCAACCCCCUCAACCGGCAGAAACUGGACAGUAAGAAACUUCUAGGCUCUCUCACGUCAGUCUUCGUGCGGCUCCCGUGUGGCGGUGUUGGGGUGGACAGCGACACUAUAUGGAAUGAAGUGCACUCCUCGGGGGCUGCCCGCCUGGCUGUGGGCUGUGUGGUGGAGCUGGUCUUCAAGGUGGCCACAGGCGAGCUGAAGAAUGGCUUUGCUGUGGUCCGCCCCCCAGGACACCACGCGGAGGAGAGCACACCCAUGGGCUUCUGCUACUUCAACUCAGUGGCCGUGGCAGCCAAGCUCCUGCAGCAGAGACUGAAUGUCAGCAAGAUCCUCAUCGUGGACUGGGACGUGCACCACGGGAACGGGACACAGCAGGCCUUCUACAGCGACCCCAGCGUGCUCUACAUCUCCCUGCACCGCUAUGAUGAUGGGAACUUCUUCCCGGGCAGCGGGGCCCCAGACGAGGUGGGCACAGGCCCCGGCGUGGGCUUCAACGUGAACAUGGCCUUUGCCGGCGGCCUCGACCCGCCCAUGGGUGACACCGAGUACCUGGCCGCAUUCAGGACAGUGGUCAUGCCCAUCGCUAACGAGUUUGCUCCAGAUGUGGUCCUGGUGUCCUCGGGCUUCGAUGCAGUAGAAGGCCACCCCACGCCGCUUGGGGGCUACAACCUCUCUGCCAAAUGCUUCGGGUACCUGACGAAGCAGCUGAUGGGGCUGGCUGGAGGCCGCCUCGUGCUAGCCCUCGAAGGUGGCCACGACCUCACAGCCAUUUGUGACGCCUCAGAAGCCUGCGUCUCCGCCCUGCUGGGAAACGAGCUUGACCCCCUCCCAGAGAAGACGCUGCAGCAGCGGCCCAAUGCCAACGCCGUCCGGUCCAUGGAGAAGGUCAUCGAGAUCCACAGCAAGUACUGGCGCUCCCUGCAGCGUGCCGCGUCCACUGUGGGCUACUCGCUGGUGGAGGCCCAGAAGUGCGAGAACGAGGAGGCCGAGACGGUCAGCGCCAUGGCCUCGCUGUCCGUGGGUGUCAAGCCUGCUGAGAAGAGACCCGAGGAGGAGCCCAUGGAGGAGGAACCGCCCCUGUAG